Molecule: messenger RNA, 1433 nt
Organism: Rubroshorea leprosula
Lineage: Eukaryota; Viridiplantae; Streptophyta; Magnoliopsida; Malvales; Dipterocarpaceae
Source: the annotation of a GenBank genome assembly
AACCCACAAAUAGAGAAAAUUUAGAGAAGAUUGUGCCCAUUAAAAGAGAUAAAAGAAAGAUCUAAAUAGGGACAUACCGCCCUGGUGGAGGGAAGAGAGGAAACCCUAGCAAUUGCUCCCAAUGAAACCUGGAAUUUCUUCCUUUCAUUUUCUUUCUCUCUCUAUCCCUUCAUCAACACUAGAUCUGGACAUUUUCCCUUCCAAUUUCUUUCUUUUGCUAGGUUGCUGCUGGGUUCGAAGGAACCCAAGCUACUAGGUUCCUAAAUCCUUUUCUUUAACCUCUAAAUCUUUUUAUUUUCUCUCCCUUUCCCCAACACCAGAUUUAGGUUUCUUUGUAGGUUCCCACUUGCUCAGCUUCAUGUUUUGUUUUGGUGAAAUUGACGAUGAUGAAGAAGAGGAAGAUAAGGCUACAGAUGAUUAGAAUGAGGAUGGAGGUGAGGAGGAAGAUGGAUCUAGUGAGGACAGUGAAUAGCAAGAAGGAGAAAGGAAAGGAGAGAGAGAAAGAAAGGGCUAGGUUGGGUGCGUUUGGAGUUAACGGAAACUUUGCUGCUGAUUCCUUUUACCAGAGUAGUUGUUCCAACAAAGGCAGCUUCAUCGAUGGCAGUACUUACCAGGCCAAUCUUGACAGUCUCUUCUCCCAUCUCUCCUCUACCACCAAUAUCUAUUAUGGGUUCUGCAAUACGUACUUCGGUAAAAAACCCGACCUGGUCACGGCCAUUGGACUCUGCAGGGGAGACCAAAGUCACGAUGCUUGCAGAAGUUGCCUGAAACAAACCAUGUCCGAGCUUAAGCAGAGCUGCCCCACCAGCUUGGAGGCAGUUGGAUGGUCGGAAUUCUGUACGUUGCACUAUGCAAACCAAGAAAUUUAUGGAAAAUUGACUACAGGUCCUCACCUUGGACUAUACUUCGGAGAUAAAUCGAACGGUGAUGAGUUCAAUACAAGGUUGAAUUCCUUGUUGAAUAACUUAAUCAACCUUGCGGCUGCCGGAGGCCCUCUUGUGAAGUAUGCAGUUGACAACGGAACUGGCAUCAACGCACUCGAGCAGUGCAGUCCUGAUCUGUCCCGGCAAGACUGUAGCGAUUGUCUGGCGACAGCCAUAGGAAAGAUUCCAGAUUUAUGUAAUGGGAUGACCGGAUGUAGAAUUGUGACUCCCAGCUGUAACUUGAGGUAUCAAACUGAACCAUUUUCUGAGGCUUUAGCUAACAUUUUUUCUUCAUCAUCGCCACAGUCUAAUAUCCUGCGGCCAUCAUCACUGCCAUCUGCCUCGUCGGGAGAAGGUGAAGUUGCUAAUUAUUGAGAGAGAGAAUAAAUAUCUAGGGAUGAUAAAAGAAGAUUUAUGAUUCUUUCACGGCCUAAUAUGCGAUUGCAUUUUGCAGAAGAUUUCCAUUUUUUUUGUUUUUUGAAGUUAAUCCGCGCAUAAUCUUAUCUUACC